Messenger RNA from Cryptomeria japonica (Japanese cedar), 1767 nucleotides. Its product is annotated as DUF21 domain-containing protein At2g14520. Gene Ontology annotation, biological process: magnesium ion homeostasis. The record is from RefSeq and is a predicted model, not a curated record. Gene Ontology annotation, cellular component: intracellular membrane-bounded organelle. Lineage: Eukaryota; Viridiplantae; Streptophyta; Pinopsida; Cupressales; Cupressaceae. The transcript has 11 exons. Bases 189 to 1481 code for a protein of 430 amino acids.
UAACUCGUACGUUUUAUUGGAUGAUUUUUACUCUUUAAAGCAUCUGAUUCUGAGUAAAAGUGCAAAGAGGGAAGUAUCUGAUUGUCUAACACUCAGUUGUUUGAUCGAACCAUUAAAAUUCUUUCAUUCAUUCUGAUAUGGAGUAAUAUCUGAAGCAGCCACACUUUUGUCGAUUUGAAGUUUCGGGGAUGGCCGUGCAGUACGAAUGCUGCGCUACCAAGUUCUGGAUUUAUGUGGGGAUAUGUUUAUUUUUGGUGCUUUUUGCGGGACUGAUGUCUGGGCUGACGCUCGGCCUCAUGUCGCUCAGUUUGGUCGAUUUGGAGGUGCUGCGAAAGUCCGGAAAGCCGCAGGAUCGCAAGUAUGCAGCUAAAAUUAUGCCUGUGGUGAAAAAACAACAUUUGUUGUUGUGUACGCUUCUGAUAUGCAACGCUCUUGCUAUGGAGGCACUUCCUAUUUUCUUGGAUGGCUUAGUGUCACCAUGGGGUGCUAUUUUAAUAUCUGUUACUCUGAUACUCUUGUUUGGAGAGAUUAUACCUCAAUCCGUUUGUUCUCGAUAUGGUUUAGCAGUUGGUGCUACAGUGGCACCUGUGGUUCGUGUGCUUGUUUGGAUCUGUUUUCCAAUUGCAUGGCCAAUAAGUAAGCUCUUGGAUUUGUUGUUGGGCGAAGGACAUGAUGCUCUCUUUCGUAGAGCUGAAUUGAAAACAUUGGUGAAUUUGCAUGGAAACGAGGCAGGAAAAGGUGGAGAACUCACACAUGAUGAAACAACAAUCAUUGCUGGGGCAUUGGAAUUAACAGAAAAAACUGCAGAAGACGCAAUGACUCCAAUUUCAGAAACAUUUGCUAUUGAUGUCAAUGCAAAACUUGAUAAGAGCCUGAUGAAUUUAAUACUACAAAAAGGACAUAGUAGAGUGCCUAUAUAUUAUGAACAACCUACAAAUAUAAUUGGUUUGGUGUUGGUAAAGAAUUUGUUGUCAAUACAUCCAGGAGAUGAAGUACCUUUGAAGAAUGUAACCAUCCGAAAGAUUCCUCGGGUACCAGUGAACAUGCCUCUGUAUGAUAUUUUGAAUGAGUUUCAAAAAGGCCACAGCCAUAUGGCUGUCGUUGUAAGGUAUACUGGAGGAAAGAAGCAAGAACAGAAAAUGAGCAAGACUAUCCACGAGCAUGAUAAUGGAAAAGAUGUGAGUGUCAUUGUUGACAAAAGUCCAUCACAAGCUGUCCGGGAGAAGUCUUUUUCAAAUAGGAGGUCACUUAAUAAGCUGAAAAGCUUUCCAGCUACUCAUGCGAGUGAUUUAAAUAGAGAAGCACCAAAAACAAAACGAUGGUCUCGUGUUUUAUCUGGAGAUAUUCUUGAGAUUGCUGAUGACUCACUUCCAAAGCUUGCAGAGGAUGAAGAGAUUGUAGGUAUAAUCACAAUGGAAGAUGUUAUUGAAGAGCUCUUGCAGGAAGAGAUAUUUGAUGAGACUGAUAUUCAAGAUUCUUAACGCUGAUAUGUAAAUGCUGCUUGCGCUUGCCCUUUGUAACGGAGACAAAUAUAUUAAAAUUUUGAAUUGAUUUGUAUUGGACCAGAGUUUAAAAUCUUUUACUUCAUUGUCAGCUUCCCAUCCUCAAUUUAAGGCACCUGUAAUUAACUAGUAUGAGUUAUUUGAAAUGGCAUAAAGAAAUUUGUAUAUUCAUUUCAUUGUAGGGUUGAAUAUUAUACAACAUUUUAUGACAUUUUUAUUGCAGCAUAUAUCUCUUACCAGUAAAGAUAAGCGGGUUUUUGUUUUC